Ixodes scapularis (black-legged tick) is the source of this 8836-nucleotide messenger RNA. Its product is annotated as fatty acyl-CoA reductase 1. Gene Ontology annotation, molecular function: alcohol-forming very long-chain fatty acyl-CoA reductase (NADP+) activity. Bases 273 to 1943 code for a protein of 556 amino acids. Gene Ontology annotation, cellular component: peroxisome. The transcript is spliced from 13 exons. Gene Ontology annotation, biological process: long-chain fatty-acyl-CoA metabolic process. The record is from RefSeq and is a predicted model, not a curated record. NCBI's taxonomy places the organism in Eukaryota, Metazoa, Arthropoda, Arachnida, Ixodida, Ixodidae.
CCGACGACAUCGCCCCACACUGCCCACACGCCCCCGCGCAGAGGCGAGCCGUCAGCGCUAUAGUUUCAAGCCGUCCGAGCAUGGAUGUCCGGUGAUUUCCCCAUGUUGGCCGACAGUUCCGACUUUAAUUUUGGUCCCCACGUCGCCUUCCCCCCCCCUUUUUUUUUAUCCACUCCCUGAGCUGAGCCAGCGUUUCCGCUAGCAUUCCUUGAUCGCGGGCAAACCCGACAGCUCCACCGCAGCACGAAGACGAGCGAUUUUUAUGCUGGCCCAUGAUCGCGAAAACCAUGCAAGAGUCAGCAGGAGUUUGUAGCCAGAGGGAGGAGGAGCUUGCAGUGCAGGAGUUCUACAGGGACAAGGCGGUGCUCAUCACGGGGGUCACGGGCUUCCUGGGUAAGAUCCUCCUUGAGAAGCUCCUGCGUUCGUGCCCCGGAAUCAGGCGGAUCUUUCUGCUGAUCCGGCCCCGAAAAGGGUGCAAGUCUAAAGAACGGCUUGCAGCACUGCUCAAGGCAGAGUGCUUCGAGCACAUCCAUCGGGAGCACUCGGACGCGCUCGAGAAACUGACGGCCAUCGAUGGGGACCUGACGGAGCCGGGGCUGGGGCUGCAGCCGGACGACUACGAACUCCUGACGCGCGAGGUGUCGGUCGUCUUCCACUCCGCCGCCACCAUCAAGUUCAACGAAACUCUCAGGCAUGCGGUGGAGAUGAACAUUGAAGGAACCAGGAAAGUGCUCAAGCUGUGUCAUGAAAUGAAAAAUCUGAAGUCUGUGGUGCACGUGUCGACGGCUUACUGCAACUGCGACUGCAAGAAGCUGGACGAGCGGAUAUACCGGCCCCCGGUGCAUCCGCAGAACAUCAUCGCGUGCACAAAGUGGAUGGAGGAGAGCAUGCUGGCGGCGCUCACUCCGCAGCUGCUCCGCUCCAAGCCCAACACGUACGUCCUGGCCAAGUUCCUGAGCGAAUCCCUGGUGGCCGAAGAAGGCUGGGACCUGCCUGUGGCCAUCAUCCGGCCCUCCAUUGUAGCCGCCUCCUGGAAGGAGCCCUUUCCCGGCUGGGUGGACGCCCUGAACGGCUCAACGAGUCUGCUGGCUUCGUGCGCUUCCGGAGUGAUGACGACGAUUGUGACGGACGUGAAAGGUGUGGCGGACAUUGUUCCCGUGGACGUGGUGGCCAACCUGAUGAUUGUGGUGGCCUGCCAGACAGCGGCCAAAAGGGCGGAGCAACAGCAGCGGCAGCAGCAGACGGGCGAGGAGGCGUCCGAGCGGCUCCAGUCGGAACCCCCUUCUGAGCAGCAGCAGCCGGCGGUGUACAACUGCGUGACGGGGUCGCUCAACCGGCUGGUGGUGGGAGACAUCCGGCGCUACCUGGCCAAGUUCCUGCCCCUGUACCCGCUGCAGGACACCUUCGGCUACCCCCGGGUGGACAUGACCUCCAGCCAGGUCUACCAGAGCGUCAUGGUCUUCUUCCGAAACUACCUGCCAGCCGUGGCCGUGGACUUCGUUAGGCGCUGCACCGGCCGCAGGCCCAGGAUGGUCCGCUUCCUGGAGCAGUCCAAAAGUGCCAUGGAGGCGGUGCGCUUCUUCACCACUCAGACCUGGGAGUUCUCCUCCAACAACAUGAUCCUGCUUCACGACAGGCUCUCUCCCUUCGACCGACAGACGUUUGACAUUGACAUCCGCAAGAUAGACUGGGAGAGCUACUGGGAGAACUACCUGCUGGGGGUGCGGCGCUACCUCUUCAAGCAAGACCCUUCCACCCUGCCAGAGUCACGCAAACGACUCAAGAGGCAGCAGGCGGUACGCGUGGCCCUGAAGACCCUGCUGUUUCUCGGCUUCCUGAGAAUCCUGCUGGGGCGCUCCAAGCUGGCGCAGCAGCUCUGGAGGCUCGCCAUGGGCCUCCUCUCUCGUCUGCUGCACCUCGUCCGGUUCACCUCCCACAACUGAUUGCUUCCUCGCAAGAAGUUAGUGCCAACCGCAGAGCGACACUCCUCUCGGCCGUCUCGCCUCGAGAGGAUUCGCGUCGAAAGCGCCUCGUAGAAGCAGUUCCGAGGCUCUUUCGGCAGAAGCGCGGGCCACCGGAAACGUGCGCAACCGGCCCACCACGUCCCUUCUGCGUCCUGUGAAGGAAGAUACAUCCAGGCCCUUUGUUCGAUGGCUUUAUCUCGGGAAGUUUACGCAAUUCUGAGGUCUGACCGUUUGGCGAGGACGUGCAAGCUUACACGAUUCUGAGGUCUCGCCGUCCGACGAGUAUGUGCAAGUUUACGUGUCCCAAGGUCUCGCCGUUUGACCGGUAUGUGCAAGUUAACAUGAUUUGAGGGGCUUUCACAUGCUGGACGCAUUUUGGCUAACAUCACAAUUUCAAGUUUUUAGAGCAUUACGAACGAUUUGUUGCAAUGUGAAGAAGGCACUGGGGAUAAGACAAUGUGCAAAGGGUUGCAUCGAGGUUUUCAACGAUCAGAUAUCAAUUUCAGUUCUCUUGCUUCCUGUUGUACUCUUGGCACGUGGAACUUCAGAUUUGAAUGUGAACGCCACUCUCAAGGAAAGCUUUGUUCAGUUUUUGAGUGCGAAACCCGCAUACAUAUAUACAGUGUUACUCCGAGCUGCAGACAAAACUGAAGUCGUAUGUGGGGCAAUUGUCCAACCCAAGAUUUUUUUAAGUAUUGAUGUCAAGGCGCACAGGCACAGAUUGCAACACAGUUAACAGAAACAAGCAAUCUUGAGGGUUGCUAUUUUAUAAUCAAAUCAUUUAAAUCGUUUACUGCACAUCUGCGUUCACAGAUUUCCAAAGUGUGAUCAAAGCUACCACCGUAGUGACUCAAAAACACCUUUUUUUCUUUAUGAACGGAGCCCACAGAUACACUUUUUUGCGACUUGCACGAGAGGCCAGUCAUUGCAGUUUGCAGAGGAGCUCAGCAAAUGACUAGGCACUUUCAGCAUUUGGGCUAAGAUGUGGGAUUUGUAACGCCUUGCUCAGUCUCCUGGAGCAGAUUCCUCCUUUUCUAUUGUAAAUUUAAUCUGUCUCAUUAUUCACUGGUCCUCUUGCUUAUAUAUGUCUGAAUUUAAAGUUAUGAAUGGGGAAUGGCGGGCUCCAUACAUAAAAGGCUCGAAAUAUUUCCAAUUAUAAGCAACUAGUGUAGUGGAGCAUGCUUCUGUGAGACAACGACCUAAGUGGUAAAAUUUGGUGUUAGACAUUAACGCACCAUUACCACACAACUGUCUUCUGAAAGCCCUGACAGCACGUUUGCUCUGUGUCACGCAGUUUUGACAAAGCAAAACAUACAUUUGUAGACCACCAAUGAAAUUUUGGUGAGGCAACCUUUAUUUCACACUUGUGGCGGGUGUAAGAUGCCUGACUGCAAGAGAGGAAAAUACUAUUGAAUGUUUUGUUACAAUGUGGGAGGUCUAAAGCAAGCGAUGAAACGCAUGCCUUCUUUUGCAUAUCUUGGGGAAGCACUUUCACUCUUUAAGGUGAAUAUUUCAAAGUGAAUGUUGGUCAGCAAGCAGUUCGAAUUUUGGGUGUAUAAAGAAAGAUCUCGUGUACAAGAGUUAUAUUUUUAAUACUAUGAGUUUUUUGUGAAAGCCGCAUCCCCUUUACUCUGUUUCUACCUUGUGAUUCCGGAAAGCCUUUUUUUGUGCUUGGCCCCUCCUGGCUUGAAACUUUGACCGCUUCCCUACUGAUUGGUUUUCUAGGCUGUCGACCAACAAGUGUCACAUACUGUGACAAAAUGAUAGCUAGUGUCUGAGAAAUAUUCAAAAACAUGUUGCUUUAUUGCACGUUUUCUUUUCUUUUUUUUGGCAUAUGUAUUGACAGAGUUCAUAGUCGGCUCUUGAGUAAAUCAAUCAGUGGCAUAAGAACAGAAAAGGGGAGGGGGUGUUCCCCUUCCCUCCUUUCCUGGACACUUCACACGUUUCUAGUGGGGAAAAGGAAGUAAAAUUCCCCUUCCCCUUCUAUCAACCCCACUCCCUCCGUAAUUAUCCCUCAAACAAUCCUGACGGCUUUGGAAUCAGUAGUAGCGACGAGAAGUCAAGAAUUAUACAAAUACUGACAAAGAUGUAAAUGCCAGUUUAUUCAAACUCUCGCAAAAAUGUUGUCAUACCGAGAGAGUUUUAGGCCUUCUUGUAUCGGAUUUGUCUAUUCAGAGCACUAAGGCUGAAGGUGCCAUUAGAGCAAGUUGAGACAACAUUAGACGUCCUGCAAAGUUGGGAGUUUGCUAUAUCCAAGUGUUGUAGCUGUGAGGAGGUUUCCUUUAGGUCCCAAGAACCUUGUCUCGUUGCUAAGAGAAGCCUCCAGGAAGAUUGCCACAAUAAUAACUGGGCACAGAAAAAUUAAUUGCGAUUGCCCGAUUAACAGCAGAAGGAAAUGCAAGGAGUAUGCAGAAAUGUCUUAAAUUUACAUAUUUGAACCCUCGUUCCGUUCAAGCUUCAUUGCACAUCAGCAGGGUUGUUUUUCCUUAUUCUUUUUCACAAUGAUGAACAAAGUUUUUUUUAAUAAACAUAUAGAUUUUCUCCCAAAUUUUUAAAAAGAAAGAUUGCCAGCCAACUGGAAGUCAUUCAAAGUAUGCCUAGCAGGUUAGCGGAACAUAAAGAACCCAAUACUUAGCUACCAUCCACCAAGCCCUGUUGCCCAAGCCCAAUCGAGGUGAUGUUUGAACUCUUGGUGAGCUGCAUUUCAAAAUGCUAAGUGCUGCCCCUUGCUGCUAACGGUUGUAAGAGCAUGCUUUUAAAUUGUAAUUACAGGCUAUGAAAACAAAUGUCGCAUGGUUCUUGCGAAACACAUUUAGUUUGUGAACAUGCAUGUUUUUUUGGCGCCACAUUUCGUGGGCUUUCAUUUCACUUCCACGAGGGUAAAUAAUUUCGCCGGAUUCUGGGCAAGGAAUUUACGUGGUGAAUCCUCGCCAGAGUAAAUUUCUGUUGGUGACAAGUUUAGAAUGGUAAAAUCUUCACUUUACAAUCUUCUUCUUUUUUUUUUUUGCUACAAUACUUUUUUAGGCUCCAGAUUUCUCUCGGUUGGAAGAGGUUUUACAAAAGUGUCCUUUCAUUCGGGACGUUCGACGACGCUGUAGUAACGAAACGACAACGUAAAAUCCAUAUUUCUGUGUGUGACUGAAACUGGCGCGGUCGUUUACAACUUCUUGGGAUGCUUCUCCAUUUAUAACUAGGGUUUCCAUGUUUUCAGGGUUCGUUUUUCUUCGAAUUCGAAGUGUUCUUGGGGGGCAUUUUUUAUAUUCCCCAUAAAUUCCGUGUUUUUCUGUGUUUUUUUGUUUGUUUUUUUCGGCAAAACGCACUGAUGUUUAUCGGAGCUCAUGCUGAUGAAACGAAAAACAGACGUGCGAUUUCCCCAACCUCCGGAGAACAUGUGUGUGACGCAAAUCGCUGAAGAAAGCUGCUGUUUCAAUAAGACAAUGAAAUGGGACAAUAGGCAUGGUGCACGAAGGAAGAAGGGGCCUCGCAGACAAUACGGUGCAGGCCGUAUUCCCCUGAUUAAUACAAAAUAAAGCUGUAGAUAAAGAUAGCUUCCUCGAAACUUGGGGUUUAUUUUUUUUCUUUCAUUCGAGGACGGCUCCGAUUUGGGGGUUUUCGGAUUUCACCCGACAUCAAUAAAACGGGCUCGAGGAGUUCGUUCUCGGGGUUUGUGGUACUUACCGAAAACGUGGAGCCCUAUUUAUAACCUUUCACCACGCAAAGAGUUCACCGACGUUCUGUUCAAAGUGUCAAUGAAAGCUUCAAGCCUGAGUGAACUGGUAGUUAUCAAACGAGACUCCACUGUGCUCAAGUGUAGGGGCACAUUAGACUUUGUUCUAACAAAGGGACUGCAUACUGCAGCAACGCCGAUGCUACGAGCACGCGCUCGUAACCUCGCGUUGCAAGGCGAGGUGGUCGGGCUGUGCGGAGUGCAAGUUCGUCUGCUUCUUGCACGAGAGUUGUGAUGAUGUCAGAACGACGUCGAUUGAAAAAAAUGGUGGGUUGGUUUCUAGGUAUCUAGCGUUUCGGUCUACCCACAAUCCUUUUAAUCAAAGCCAAUGGGAGUGUGGCAUCGUUCUGGCGUUACCACAACUCCUGCGCAAGAAGCAGACGACUUGCUUUUCGCAAUGGCAGGGAAAUAGAUCUAUAGGGGGCACUUUGUCUAGCUUGUUUUCUUACAGGGCUCGGUGUUUAACAGAUGCAGGGCCCGUGUACUGGGUUCUUUUCGUCUGCCUUUCUCGGUUGAGCACAAGGCACAGAUUUUGUGCGAGUGCUGCUUCUGCACUUGGCUGGGCCUUGUGUUCGGUCGGUGCUUGACUGAUCGAACGCUGACCCCAGCUGAACGCCGACGCAGAGCUUGGCUAAGCCGAGUGCUGCAUCAAGAACAUGGACAGAUAUUUUUUGUUGUCCCAAUGGGUUUAGUUCUCAACUUAGCCACUAGGAGCGCAACAGUUGGAUAUCCUCCCCAAUAGCAAAAAGGUCUUGGAUGUUGUGAAUGUUUAUACAAUGCUGGUUCAGUGCUGAAGAGGGGAAGUUUAGUUAGUAGGUGCAAUGAAGUAUGGGAAACUGUGACCUUGCGCUUGCUGUUCUGAGAAACUUGUGUCUUUGUUGUCGAAUGAGCUGGACUUCUUUUUGGCAGUGAAAGGGUUUGUCUUUAAUCCAGAAGCUGGUAUUCUGAUGUGUGUUAUAGUAGAUCGUGUGAGACCUUUUGCAUAUGUAUUUUCUACGUGAUUUCGGACGUCCUAAACAAUUUUGCAGACGAGCGAGUCUUUUUUUUUUUCCCCGAAGUUGCGAGGUUUGGUUUAAGGUCAUUGGGAGCGUGUUCGCCGUCGUUGACAGUUUUGAAAGACUCAUACCCUUUAAGAGGUGUCAAUGCUACCACGGCUCUUCGGUAUUAGUACCACUGUUCCGAACAGGGUGAUUCUGUCCAGGGAGGAAUUUGCAGUGUUGUGGAAAAGGAAAGAAAUAGACAUAUCAAGUUAGCGUGGGUAAAGGCCUCAAGUUGAGGAAUGCUAGAUAGGUGUUGGCUCUGUCACACGUAACAGAAUGUUUGUGCUAGCCGAGGCUAGAUUUGGCAUAGUGUUAAUGCGAUAGAUAAACAACUGAAACCACCGCAUUUGUGUGUUUCGCAAAUGCACGGUGGCACGGACAAACUGCAAAGGUCACUUGUGUUACGGUGGGAGCUAUGAUUACAGGCCCAAGAUGUAUUUCGCUGGGGUUGAUAACAUAUUCAAAUCUGAAAACAAUAUCUGGAGCUUCGGAAAAAUAAGUGCUACUUUAUUUAUAUUCUUUUGCUAGGGGACACUACCCCACACCUUGCUUCACUGACUGGUUGACUAGUGCUACCGUAGAUGGUUCCAUUAGUUACCGACACUUUAGCCCGUCAAGUGGCCUACGAAAGCGUAGGAAUUAUUGACGUACGGUGCACAGCAGUUUUUAACCUUUGAAGGCAACAUUAUAACCAACGACCAUAAAACUGAGCCUAUGUAGUCAUCUAUUGUUAAUGAGUUACAAAUAUUGAUUCAAACAAUAUAGUCUAUUCAAUGAUUACGGCGAAUGCAUAGUGACGUUGCGUGUCUGCUUUCUCGAAUGUAAAAAUGGGUAAAGUAUGCUGUAUACGAAUAAAAUGCCCACCCCCUUGCCCGACAUAAUUGUACUUUAUUUUGGAUAGAAAAUUGCUCUUUUCAAGAUGUGCGAGUAAUGAUGAGAGGUAUUCUCUGGAACCAUCUGUAAGCAACGGUAACCAACUUCCCAACACCAUUAUAACAGCUGUGUUGAGAGAAGGUGUUGCGGGUUUAACCUUUUGCUACACUUCAAGAACUUUGCUUAUUUCGGUUAGUGAACACUGCACAAUUCCGGGAGGCAUUCCAAAGUAUGAAAAGUGUGUUUUCUGUUCGGAUUGUUUCUCCAAUGCCAAACUGCUUCAAAGUGUGGGUGUGUGUGAUUUGCCAGGGAAGAAAGAGGGCUCCCAUUACCGAGCGUGCAUUUUCUGUUUACCGUGGACCCGACCUUUGCAGUUCACCGAAAGCUUGGUAGUGAAAGCCAAGUCCCACAGCGUUCCGUUCCUAGCGUGCAACAGAGUGGACACUUAUAGCAAGAAGCGUGCAACAUAUUGUGCAGCAUUAGGCGAGAACUCUGACAAGCCUCUAGGGCUGCUUACUCUUUUUCAAAUUUUUGUACCCCUCGGGGUGGACGCAAAAUUUUGUGACGAGAAGGGCAACGUUGCGAGUUUUUGAAACAUUAUUCUUGUGGAAAUGUAUUUUUCUAUUUCUCGACUGGACUCCAAGAACAAAAAGGCAUUUUGGGUGGGUGCGACUCCAUGUUUGCCACUGUGAAAUGAAAUUAGGCUGGCUUUUCUAAUGGUGUCGAUGUUGUCCUUUGCUGUUGUGCCUGAAGCUGAUUUUUGAUAUUGUAAUUGUUCGUUUUUUACACUUCAACCUUUGUAAAACAAAAAAUCUUUCGGGUCGUGGACAAUCUGGUCUGUGCGUUUUAAGGAUAGCCGGAGUGGGGCAUCGAACGUUGCACAAACUUUUUGGGGUGAAGUUAAAAAACUAUGUCUUUCUUUUUUCUGCAGAUUUGCAAGAUAUUAUAGUAUUUUGUUUUUUCUCUACCAUGUUAGUAUGCUUCACUGUAAACAGGACCUAGGCAUGGUUGUUAUAUACUAGUCUUGCUACUUUUAGGCAAGAGGUUUAACAUUGUUUUUGUAAAAAUGUGGGCAGAUGUCUUGAGGUGAAGGAUGUCUAUGUGUUGCUCUACAACUCUGGAGGGAGCGGCAGAGUUAAGCUGGCGCGGUUCCGAGUGCCUCUGGUAGCAUGCCUGCGAGCUCCACAUCUGUAUUGGGGAAGGUGAAUUAAAGUGCUUUCUUGGGUUAUCUA